Messenger RNA from Verticillium alfalfae VaMs.102, 2592 nucleotides. RefSeq lists its product as hypothetical. The record is from RefSeq and is a predicted model, not a curated record. The transcript has 2 exons. Bases 1 to 2592 code for a protein of 863 amino acids. Gene Ontology annotation, biological process: regulation of DNA-templated transcription. NCBI's taxonomy places the organism in Eukaryota, Fungi, Ascomycota, Sordariomycetes, Glomerellales, Plectosphaerellaceae. Gene Ontology annotation, cellular component: Rpd3L complex; Rpd3L-Expanded complex; nucleus.
AUGGCUGCCGUCGACGCCUCGGCGGAGGCUGAGGACGCAGUCUCUCCAAAAGACAAGACAGCCAUGGAGCAAGACAUGCCGCAACCCCCCCUCCGUGCCAUCAACAACCCUCUGAAUGCACUUCAAAUGCGCGCCGAUCCGGAUGCCCAAGCCACGGUCACCGACUUUCUCGACUUUACCGAGUAUCUCCCGUCCGACAUGAUGCGCUCCCUGACGUUGAUCGGCCAGCUCGAUGCCCGCUACCACGACGCCUCACUGGACGUACACAACAUGACGACCACAUGGGGCCAGCUUCCCAAGAUCCCCGCCGACACGCGUCCCGCACCGAGCCAGCUUCGCGCCGCCAUCUCAGACGGCCUCAACCGGACCGUCAGCUCGCGGGCGUUUGCGCACGCCGAGGCCAUGCGCAUGGACGAGAAUGUGAACCGCCACUACAACCGCGUCAAGCUGAUCCUGUCCAAACUGCAGACCAUGUUCGAAAACUACCCGACGGAAGAAGAGCAGAAGAGCCCCGUGGCCGUGUCCAAGUCGCCGCAGCUGGCGAGGGCGCCGAAGCCGACGCUGCGCCUGGGCCACGGCGAGAAGGCGCGGCGUCAGAUGAUCCCGCGCAUCACCGUCCCCGGCGAGGUCCUGGCGCCGUACGACAACUUUGAGGCCUACAGCUCCGAUAGCGACGAGAGCUCCGACGACGAGGACAUGGACAUUGCGCCGUACAAGGCCGGCGCGGCGUCCAACGCGCGCGUCAAGCUCAUGAAGCCGCCCAAGACGCCCAAGCCGCAAAAGACGCCCAAGGCACCCGGCUCGAGACCGCCCAAGUCGGCGGGCGGAGCAGGUUCGGCGGUUGCGCCGCCCGCCACACCCCUGCCGCCGCCGAAGAAGCCGCCCGAGAAUGCCGUGAUAGGCAGCGCAGACGCCCCGUGGCUCCAACUGACCGCGUGGGAGCUCGCCAAGCUGCGAAAGCGCAUGAAGAAGAAUGCCCAGUGGACACCUAGCGACACCAUGAUCUCGCGAGAGCUGAACGACCUCGGCCGUGGCAUUGAUGCGUACCGAGAGGCGAAGAGAAAGGCGGAGGAGGAAGGCAUCGCCUUUGACCCCGCCCCUUCGGCCAUUGCGGCCGAGUCCGAGAACGGCAACCAGCAGACGCCCGAGGGCGCUCUGAGCGCGGCCGCUCUGCAGUCGGAUGAGGUCCAGCUGAGCAACAGGGGCAUGAAGCUCAACGAAGCCAAGAAGCUGAAGAGAGAGUCGCUCGCGAAACAGGCCGCCGAGGAGGCCGAGGAAUCUGCCCGCCUGUUUAAUGAAACGGCGAGGAUGCUGAUGACGCCCCAGCAGCCGCAGUCCAACUCGCAAGCGAAGACGUCGGGCAAGCCCCCCGCUUCGGCCAAUCGAAGCCACAAGCGCAAGAGGGAUUCGGCGACGGAGCCAGAGCCUCCAAAGAGUGGCGAGCCAGAGAAGGCCGCGCCACGGCCGCCGCCUGCCAAACGGACCAAGACGGAAACGCCCGUGCCGCUUCCUCAUCUACGCGCAAGCCUGAGCACCCAGCCGCUGACCGAGACGCCCGUUCUCCCGCCUGUCUUGACGCCAGGGGGAACCGCCGUGACACCGCAUUCGACCACGCCAGUACCGCUCCCUGUCCCCGGGCAGGACGCGACCAAGAGGACGGUGUCGCCGGCACUGUCCAAAGAAAAUGGCGCUGGUGCUGGCACCAUCACGACGGUCAUUCCUGUCAAACCUCCUGCCGAGACCCCCGUCCCAGCGCCCAUUUUAUCACCAAGAAAAUCCACCACACCGAUCCUUCCUCCCAUUCCCCAGUCAUCCAAAAGAGAGACGAGGGGCGACGUGGCGAAGAAGCCGUCGUUCUCGGAGUCUGAAGCCUCCCAGCAGUCCGCUCCUGUCCUGCCACCGCUCCAGCUGGAGCACACCGACCAGCUGCCAGAGCCACGCCAGCUACGCCAGUCGUCCGCCGCGCCCUCCAUCAAGCAAAGCAAGUCCCGAUCCAGCACGCCGGGCCUCACGCCGGGCCCAGACGGCACAUUUCCCCGCGCGCGUCCUGCCUCCCGAGGCCAAGCUUCGAGUCAAGAGUCGCAGCCCUCGCUGGCGACGGACCGGCCGCGGCGCGCCAGCACAGCGCGGAACACGCCCGUGCCUGACGCCGCCGCCGUGGCCGCCGCCCUCGCGGCACGGCAGACGAGCAAGCGGACGAGGCGGCCCGCGCCAGGUGUCGUGAGCACGACAACGUCAGGCGGUAGCAGCGCCGUCGGCAAGCGCAAAAAGGCACCCAGCGUGAAGAAGCGCGUGCGGCCGCAGAAGAAGAGCAACGGGCAGCAGCAGAUGGUGGAGGAGACGGAAGAGGUCGAUGACGAGGGGAACCCGAUUGACGCGGACGAGGCGCGCUAUUGCCUCUGCGACCGCGUGAGCUUUGGCGUCAUGAUCAGCUGUGAUAAUACGAAUUGUCUGAAGGAGUGGUUCCAUCUGGAGUGCGUCGGCUUGAGCGCUAUUCCGGCGCGGACAACGAAAUGGUAUUGUCCCGAGUGCAGGGUUGCUCUGAACAUUGGGGAAAAGGGCGAGGUGACGGCGAGGGGGGUCAAGGCCUGA